UCCAUGGCAUCUCACCUCACUCUUUCUUCUCCAAUAUGAUAUUGACAAUGAUACCCUGCUAUUAUUAUUGCCAGAAACCUCCAAAACUUUAAUGCCAUGAAACAAACAAUCGAAAAAUCCUUGUGGAUACACUCUCUCCUUUUUAACCAUUUUCUCAUUCCUCAAUUUUGUCUCUUCUCAUUCAAUCAAUUCAAUCCCUAAUGUCUCCCAUUCUGUAAUUUUUUAUUAACUUCUCUUCGUUGAUGGAGAUUUAGGGUUCUUACCUUGCUGUAAUUGCAAAAUUAGGGCACAAAAUUUGCACCCAAUUAUUCUUCAGUAGCGUAUUUUAACUGGCGUCGUUGUCACUGGCCGCUGCCAUUUUCAACAUUCCAUUCAUUCAUCUGCUCAACGAAAUUAGCCACAGAGACCCACCCCCAUUGACGAAUUUCAAUCCUUACUGGAGAAAAACUGGCCACGAGAUAUCUGGUGGCCCGUGUAGCUUUUAUACGCCAGAUUUGUAAUUAUCAUCAGGAAUUUUGUAAUUUCCCUUCUUCUUCAGGAGAUAAAUGCUAUUGAUUGUUCUGCCAUUUUAGGACCUGCAGAGAAGAUAGAUAUUUCUGUGUAUAUAUAUAUAUAUAGAUGUAUGUAUGUAUUGGUUGUUGAGAUUUGAGCUUUUGAGGUAUGGAGUUUAGGGGAAAUGGAGAAAGGGGGUUGUGAAUUCGCCAAAGAGUGGGAAAUUAGGUAUUUUCCAUCGAUAAUUCCUACAUGAUUGUCAGGUUAGGAUUUCUGGUUGCUGCUUCCAUUGCAGCAUACACUGUUAAGCAGAUUAAUGUUAAAGGCUCGAAGCCUCGAGACAAACUAAGGAAUGAUGCAGAGAAUCGGCGCCAUGAACGAGAAAACAAAGAGAAGGUGCACGCAAGGUGUUCGACGAAUUUCCUCAAUGAGGAAGAAGAAGACGAGGAAAAGGAGGAAGUGAAGCUGAUCAACAGCAUUAUCAAUCCGGCCCUGGUCGAUCCGUCGAACACCUUCGACGACGAGCUUCUGCCGGAGUUCGAGAGCCUACUUUCUGGAGAAAUCGAGUUCCCGUUACCCACGGAUAAGUACGACACCGCCGCAGCAAAGCUCAAGGCCGAGAAAGACAGAGUAUACGAGGAUGAAAUGGCGAACAACGCAAGCGAACUCGAACGUCUGCGCGACCUCGUCCGUGAGCUCGAAGAACGCGAAGUGAAGCUCGAAGGCGAGCUUCUCGAGUACUACGGAUUGAAAGAGCAAGAAUCGAGCAUCUCCGAGCUACAAAAACAGCUCAAAAUCAAAACAGUCGAAAUCGACAUGCUCAAUAUCACUAUAAGCUCUCUGCAAGCCGAAAGAAAGAAGCUUCAAGAAGAGGCCUCUCACGGCGCCGUCGUCCGGAAAGAACUCGACAACGCGCGAAAGAAAAUUAAGGAACUUCAGAAGCAAAUUCAGCUGGAGUCGAACCAGACGAAAGGGCAACUUCUUCUUCUUAAACAACAAGUUACGGGGCUUCAAGCGAAGGAGCAAGAAGCGUUCAAGAAAGACGCUGAGGUCGAAAAAAAGCUCAAAGCCGUGAAAGAACUCGAAGUCGAGGUCAUGGAACUUAAGCGUAAGAACAAAGAAUUGCAGCACGAGAAGCGGGAGUUGAUCGUGAAGCUCGAUUCUGCUGAGGCAAAAGUGAAAUCCCUUUCAAACAUGACGGAGACGGAAAUGGUGGCGAAGGUGAGGGAGGAAGUGAACGAAAUGAGGCACGCAAACGACGACCUCGUCAAGCAAGUCGAAGGACUUCAGAUGAAUCGAUUUAGCGAAGUCGAAGAACUCGUUUAUCUUCGUUGGGUCAACGCGUGCCUACGAUUCGAGCUUCGAAACUACCAAACGCCGCGGGGGAAAACAUCCGCGCGCGAUUUGAACAAGAGUUUGAGCCCGAGGUCGCAAGAGCGCGCCAAGCAGCUAAUGUUGGAAUACGCAGGAUCGGAGCGCGGAGGCGACACCGAUAUCGACAGCAACUUCGACAACACUUCCGUCGACAGCGAGGAUUUCGACAACACUUCGAUCGAUAGUUCGACAAGCCGAUUGAGCGUGAGCAAGAAGCCUAAUCUGUUUCAAAAGUUCAAGAAAUGGGGAAAGAGUCGCGACGAUUCGAGCGUGCUGUCUUCCCCGGCUCGAUCAUUAGCAGGCGGGUCUCCGAGCCGGGCGAGCAUGAGCCUGAAGCCGAGGGGUCCUCUCGAAGCUUUGAUGAUGAGAAAUGCCGGAGACGGUAAUGCGAUAACGUCAUUCGGAACUGCCGAACAGGACGAGCUUAACUCACCGGAUUCCGUCGCGACGUCUUUCCAGUUGAUGUCAAAGUCGGUCGAAGGCGUUCUCGACGAAAAGUAUCCCGCGUAUAAAGAUCGACAUAAGCUCGCGUUAGAACGCGAGAAGCAGAUUAAGGAGAAAGCGCAGCAGGCGAGAGCGGUGAAGUUCGGCGACCCUCUCCGGGGGAGCGGGAGGCCCGUCUCGUUGCCUCUAAAGCUCACUCAGAUAAAAGAGAAGCCUUCGGUCGUCGUUUCGGGAGACUCAACCAGCCAAUCGAACGACAACGCAGCUGAUACGCCGAUCGUUAGCAAAAUGCAGCUUUCGCAGAUCGAAAAACGAGCGCCUCGAGUCCCGAAACCGCCUCCAAAAUCAUCUUCCGGCGGCGAUUCUGGUGGUGGAAGUACGAAUGUUUCGACUCGGGUACCCGGAGCCCCGCCCCCGCCCCCUCCCCCGCCAGGUGGACCUCCUCGCCCGCCACCGCCGCCCGGAAGCCUCUCGAAAACUAGCGGAGGUGGGGAUAAAGUUCACCGGGCUCCCGAGCUAGUCGAGUUCUACCAGUCGUUGAUGAAACGGGAGGCGAAGAAGGAUACUUCGUCGUUGAUAUCGACGACGUCGAAUGUAUCCGAUGCACGGAGCAACAUGAUCGGGGAGAUCGAGAACCGAUCAUCGUUCCUAUUAGCCGUAAAGGCAGACGUCGAGACGCAAGGUGACUUCGUCAAUUCAUUGGCAGCCGAAGUUCGCGCGUGUUCUUUCGCUAACAUCGAAGAUUUGGUCACGUUCGUGAACUGGCUAGACGAAGAGCUCUCCUUCUUAGUCGACGAACGAGCCGUUCUCAAGCACUUCGACUGGCCGGAGGGGAAAGCCGAUGCAUUAAGGGAGGCGGCGUUCGAGUAUCAAGAUCUAAUGAAAUUGGAGAAGCAAGUGUCGUCGUUCAUCGACGACCCAAAUCUCCCUUACGACGAGGCUUUGAAGAAGAUGUAUAAGUUGCUCGAAAAGGUGGAGCAAAGCGUAUAUGCGCUGCUUCGUACACGAGACAUGGCGGUUUCGCGCUAUAAGGAGUUUGGAAUCCCGAUCAACUGGCUGCUUGAUUCUGGCGUGGUCGGGAAGAUCAAGCUUUCGUCGGUUCAAUUAGCCCGAAAGUACAUGAAACGCGUCGCAACAGAGCUCGACGCGAUGAAUGAACCCGAAAAAGAACCUAACAAAGAAUUCCUGAUUCUACAAGGCGUUCGUUUCGCAUUCCGCGUGCAUCAGUUUGCCGGAGGCUUCGACGCAGAAAGCAUGAAGGCGUUCGAAGAGCUAAGAAGCCGAGCUCACACACAGACGACAACAUCAACAGAAGAUAACGAACCGGGAGCUUAAGAUACGUCGAUUUCUUCUCGUCAUUUACUUAGCUAUACACUUCAUCUUCGACAAAUUAAAUUACAUGUAUAUCGAAGUUCAUAGGAUCAAUAUUCGAAAAUCAUGCUUAUAGUGAGAUUUAUUUCUUCAUAAA
Messenger RNA from Andrographis paniculata, 3778 nucleotides. Its product is annotated as protein CHUP1, chloroplastic. The record is from RefSeq and is a predicted model, not a curated record. The coding region runs from base 745 to 3645 and encodes 966 amino acids. The transcript has 9 exons. Gene Ontology annotation, biological process: chloroplast organization. Gene Ontology annotation, cellular component: chloroplast outer membrane. Lineage: Eukaryota; Viridiplantae; Streptophyta; Magnoliopsida; Lamiales; Acanthaceae.